AUGAAUGGAAUUCAAUUAGUUUUACAAAGAGAACGAAGAAAUUGGACUAACUCGGUGUUAGCGUGUGAUGGUCUUUUGAGGGGCUCUUUUGACGGAUUUUAUCGCCUGUCAAAUCCUCCGUCCAGCUUCACAAGGGCUUGGACGGGAAUAUCGAGGCGCAGCAUACUGCAGUGGAGUACAGGAAACGAAACAGCCCCAUUUGAGUGUCUGGCUGUUAGUAAGGAAAAUAAAUCAGUUGUAUAUAUCCAGUCUAAAAACUGCAGUGAUCUGCUGCCUUCACUAUGUGAACAGGAAGAAAUAACAACCCAGAGAGCUAGGUUAAAAACAAAAGCCCAGAGCAUGGGGUUUGAAACGAUAACCCAGAGAAUGGAGGUGAUCACAUAUUCUGGAACACCACCUGAAGAAUCCACACAACAGGAGAUCAGAAGUUUCGCCGAUUACAACCAAUGCCAUCCUGAUGACAAUGGCGAGCAUUUAAAAAAAUAUAUUUGA
This is a messenger RNA of Saccostrea cuccullata (small rock oyster), 492 nucleotides long. RefSeq lists its product as uncharacterized. Lineage: Eukaryota; Metazoa; Mollusca; Bivalvia; Ostreida; Ostreidae. The transcript is spliced from 3 exons. The coding region runs from base 1 to 492 and encodes 163 amino acids. The record is from RefSeq and is a predicted model, not a curated record.